Molecule: messenger RNA, 1543 nt
Organism: Alosa sapidissima (American shad)
Lineage: Eukaryota; Metazoa; Chordata; Actinopteri; Clupeiformes; Clupeidae
Exons: 2
Coding region: 338-616 (92 amino acids)
Source: RefSeq, a predicted model, not a curated record
AAACUCCUCGCAGUGGUCACCUCAGUCUAGGUAGGGAGAAGAACAGGUGUGGUGCCCUUGUCCCACAGGUGCGCUGUAGAUAAGACCUACGACCAAGGCACAGAGGAGCCAUACAGAGCAGCACCAUAUGGCAGAGACAUGACAGGAGCUUCCUGCUACAUUUUCACUCAGCCACAACCUUAAAGGAAUCAACAAAUAUAUACACACACCAACACCAAAUUUAUUUUCUUUUGGCUUGAAAGCAUAGUGCUGGGGAAAGUGUGAGAGACCGGAACAUUCUACUGUCCUGACAGGGUAAUCUGACCGUGCCAGGCCUUGUACACCACACAACGUCGUCAUGAAUAUUUCCCUAGAGAACCCAUACGGCAGCGUGACCAUUCCACGCGCCCAUCUGCGCACCGGCGACGAAAACAGCACGAUCAUCAUCAACCCCAUGGCCCUGGAACACAACAACGGCGCCAACCCUUACAACGUCGUGCCCAUCUACGGCACAGAGGGCAAGAAUGGUACCCAGAACCCACCACCCUACGGAGGGGAGGGCAACUACACCGUCAAGGAGGACGAUGAGCAGGUGGGCCGCUGCAAUGCCUGCUGCUACCGCUGCCGACGGAAGUGAUGCCAACAGCACCUUUGGGCCUCAAGCUCUUUGGGAGACUAUGGAAGAUCUGGGGAUGGGGAGCUUGGACAGUGCCACUAUCCUCUCCAUGAAGGAAAGGCCAAGAGUCUAAGACAUCCCCAAUGGCAGGGUCCUUACAAAGACUAUUUAUUUUUGGACUCCAGGGAGAAUAUGAUGAGUUGGUUAUUACCAAUAUGUCAAGCCAUUUUCCUGUUGUCCUUUUCAGUUAGUGCAAUGCCAUUAUUACAGUACUUCUGUAUUGUACUUGGGUAGGGUAUUUAUUUAUUAUCUUCAAAGUGCCUUGUAGAACACCUUUGUGGCCAUACUCAAGACUGGUCAUUUUUGCAUUGUUAAAAGUGUUUUAUUAGGGUGUGGCUGGAGAAGUGCAGUACUUUACACCUUAAUAGACAAAUGCUUAGGACUGUUGGGUCCAGCCUUUGAUCGCUGCCAAGUGCACAACAUGUUAUCAAUGUUCCUAUACUAUUGUUAGAACACAAAAGAAAUGGGAAUACUGUGUGCUCUGAUUUCAAUGAAAGUACACAUGGACUUUUCACAAAACUUUGGGGUUGUAGCCGAAGAAUGAAGGAAUUUGACCGGUUCACAGUUUCUGGGUGUCUUGUCAGAUGAGUUGACCACACCCCAGCCAUUGGAACUCCACCGCCGUCCCAUCCGCCUACUUCAGAGGACACAUGCAUUCACCUGUCCUUAAAAGGAUGACAAGCCUCCUAAAAAGGACUUGAGGAAGGAAGAGCUGAGCCGCUCCAUCAGUGGAAUCUAAGACUGUUCUCAUACCUGGAAUUAAAUUCAAAAAGAGGGGCCAUAUCUAAGUGCUUGGAGAUGCAUACUGUCGAGGCCAUUCACAGCAACUUGAGCGAUUGUUCAUCACAAUAUCAGUUGUUAUAAUAAAAGGAUAUUUGUUACACACUA